AGCACGGAGAGAGUAUCAACAGCAGGGCUCCAACUAAACGUGUAGUGGGCUCCCUUUCUGAUCAAUCCGGCGCCCGUUUCAUGACAAAUGCGCACUACGUCGACAGAGAAACAUUUCUGCAUAUUUAUCAAGGCGAUUCUAAACUCUCACUCCCGAUUGAAGCCACUUUCCGCAAGUUUGGACUAAGAACCCUGCGCACAUUAAAAAGCCAAUGCGUUGGAAAGUUUAAAUGGACUUUAAAUGGGCUGAUGUCGGACUCAUGAGAUUGUCCCGGGUUAAUGGAUUUUACUGAAGCUGCAGAGAAGUUUUUGGUCAGCCUGAUAACCAUGGAUGUCCAGGAUUAAUUUGAUUUUCUUUUGAUCCACGCACGGACUGGCAAGAAAAAUGUGACCACCUGCGUUUGUUUCAACGCCUUCUUCUCCUUCUUCUUUUUAUUUUUUAUUUCUAAAAGUCGUGUUUUUCAAUCUGCCCGUAGAGACAGAGGAAUGGACGGUUAAAUUUGGUCUGCUGCAAGACGAGUCUAACAGAAGAGCAUCAAUGGAUUGAGAGAUUGUACUUUGAGCUUCAAGUGAAAAGUGCCUCAAGCAAGGUCGGGAGAUGUGUGAAGGAGUGUGACGGACGGCCAUGGGACUGGAGAGACGGUGGCUUCAGGCUGUCACCACUGCUGUAGCCAUCUGUCUGCUAAGUGUGUCUCAAGGUGUGGCAACCUUGGUUCGUGCCAGAGAGGGGAGCUCUGCAGAGCUAAGCUGUAGUCUCACUCCUACAUCCAAAGAAGCCACCACCCCAAACCUCUUUCCGCUACAUGUCGUGGAAUGGGUACGGCUCGGUUACAACGUUCCCAUCCUCAUCAAAUUUGGAGUGUACGCUCCUCGUGUUCACCCAAACUACAAAGGCCGUGUGUCUCUGACCCGGGGUGCCUCUCUGCUGGUAGAGCGGCUGACCCUGGAGGACGAGGGCUGGUUCGAAUGUCGCAUCCUGCUCCUAGACAGCAAAACCGACGACUUUCGAAACGGCACAUGGACCUUCCUCUCCAUCACAGCUCCACCUGUGUUUAUCAAGACACCACCAACUUUUGUGGAAGUUCUGCUCGGAGACUCGCUGACGCUCAGCUGUGGCGCCCAUGGCAACCCUCGACCAACUGUUGUGUGGCAUAAAGAUGAGAGCCCAGUUGAGAAACAUGAAAAAAUAAAAGUGCUCAAUGGUACCUUGUCUCUGGCCUCCGUCACUAGAAAUAUUUCAGGAGUGUACAAAUGCCACGUGUCCAACACAGAGGGGAACCUGACCCACUCUACGCAGCUGCAGGUCAAAGGUCCUCCUAUUAUCAUCAUUUCCCCGGAGGACACCACUCUCAACAUGUCCCAGGAUGCAGUUCUGCAGUGUCAGGCUGAUGCCUACCCUUCAAACCUCACCUACGAAUGGUUGAAACAAGGACAGAAUGUUUACCAUAUUGAGUCCCUUAAGUCCAGAGUGAAGAUUUUGGUGGAUGGAACACUUCUUAUCCCUAAUCUCAUCCCAGAAGAUGCUGGCAACUACACCUGCAUCCCAACUAAUGGGAUACUGACCCCACCCUCUGCUUCUGCACAUCUAAAAGUGAAACAUCCUGCACGUGUAGCUCGAAUGCCCCGGGAAACAUAUUUACCUGCAGGCAUGGAGGGCAUCAUUGUCUGCCCUGUCCAGGCUGAUCCACCUGUGCUGUAUGUCAACUGGACCAAAGACGGGAACGAUUUGAAUCUUGACAAUUUUCCAGGUUGGAUGGUGAACUCGGAGGGUUCAGUUUUUAUAACAACAGCAAAUGACAAUGCUGUGGGCAUGUACACCUGUACAGCCUAUAACAGUUACGGCACCAUGGGCCAAUCUGAGCCCACCAAAGUCAUUUUGCAGGACCCGCCAUCAUUCCGAUUGCCUCCACGGCCUGAGUAUCUUCAGGAGGUGGGCCGAGAGUUGAUCAUCCCCUGCGAAGCUAGCGGAGACCCUGCUCCGAACAUAACAUGGAGCAAGAUUGGCCCUUCUCCUCGUUCCCCAUACACUGUGUUGGCUAACGGCUCCCUCUUGCUGCAGCCUCUCAGUAAAGAUCACCAUGGGGGCUGGGAGUGUUUGGCCACUAAUCGUGUGGCCACUGUUGGUGCAGGCACUGUGGUCAUGGUGUUAGGUACCAGUCCGCAUGUUGUGUCUUCAGUGUCUGUCACCACAGAGAUGAACCAGGCCAAUGUGUCCUGGGUGCCUGGCUUUGAUGGUGGAUUCACCCAGAAGUUCACUGUAUGGUACAAGCAGGCAUCCAGGGGGAAACACGAAUGGGCGUCUUUGCCUGUGCCAACAUCCAAAAGCUAUCUGCUGGUGACUGGGCUACUUGCUGGCACCGGCUAUCAGUUCAGUGUCCUACCUCAGAAUAAACUCGGCUCUGGACCUUUUAGUGAAAUUGUAACCGUGCGAACUUUAGCUGUGCCAACAGACCCGCCUACAGCUGUCACCACUCUCCCAAUCCUGGACCCUCCCAUAUUCCUGUCAGCCAACCGGACAGAGCAAGGUGUUCUCCUCCAGUGGUGGCCUCCUGAGGCUCCAUCCUCUCCACUGACAGGUUAUGUGCUGCAGGUUCGCAGGAAUCAGGGCCAGUGGGUCAUCCUCAGCAGCAUCAUCAGUGCCAAUCAGACUGAACUAGUUGUUCAAGGACUGCUGAGGGACUCUGCUUACGAUCUGAGGCUCAUGUCUCGCAGUGAUAAAAUACUCAGUGAACCGAGUGAGUCUGUCAACAUAUCCACCACAGGAAUGGAGAUGUACCCCCUGCGCCCAAGUUUCUUGGAGGUCAUCCCUGAGCCACUGUUGGCUGGUGUUGUAGGAGGAGUGUGCUUUCUGUUUGUGGCCAUCAUACUUUCCUUGGUGACAGCAUGCUAUAUGAGUCACAGGAGACAACGUAGACGCAGGAAGAGAAGACAAGAUCUGCCAACUGCCUUCCAGAAAAGCCCAUCACAUGAAGGUCGUUCACCUCCUCGCAGCCCAGACAGUGUCCUGAAACUGAAACUGUGUCCACCGCUUCCCUUUUUUCCAAACUCCUCCUCAUCACAGUCUGAUCGGUCGUCCUUUGAUAAAGGCAGCCGUGGGGAGUAUCAUGACCAGCGGAGACAGCUCUUGUCCAACUCGUCUCCACCACCUCAUUACACACUUUUUGAGAGUCACCUGGGGUCCCAGGUGCCCUCACCAACUGCUCUGGAGUCCAUUUCCAGAGGCCCAGAUGGACGCUUCAUUGUCCAGCCACUGCCAGAGGGCUCCAGUCCCUCCAAUAAGAAAAAUGGAAAAAAGGAAGUCCUGCAAAUUAAUGGUGAGGCAAGUGGCUCAGGGAGCAACAGGACAUCAUUCAGAGACUCUCCGAAGUCAAGCAUUUUGAGCUCAGAGAAGGAUGAGAGGAAGGAUUCUCCUCUCACUGUGGAUGUCCCAGAGUUGAGCAGACCUCCAUCGUCCCCUGGAAGAGUACGGGCCAUGGCCAGGAACUUCUCCCGCCACGGGUGUUUUUAUUCUGAUGACGAACAGGGAUCAGAGGUUCUCUUGGAAAGAGCCAGCUUUUAUUCAGACAACAGCGAGAAAAAACCCAGUGAUUCUCUGAGGAGGUAUCGCAUGCCAGGCCAUGCUGACGAUCUGUUCCCCAGUUUGGGGAGGAAGACAAAGCUUCUGGAUAGAGACAGAGACAGACCACUCCAUUCAGGCUACCAGCCUAUCGAGAGUCAGUUGACUAACAACAGCACCCAGAUCUCACAACUUGACUGUGAGCUAGAGAGGGAUAGCAUCAACAAGUGUGUCCAACUGGCAAAAGAGAGGGAAGAAAUGGAGAGGGAGUUGAAGAGCUAUACAGCCGAACAAAGAAGCCGCAGCCGUGGUAGAGGAGACCAAACAGAAAGCCCUCAGAGGGAUGAGCCCAAGCCAGCGGAUGAUAUUUGGAAGCCACAAGAUGUUAAUAUCAGACAAAAACACAGGCCUUCAGGUCAGACAAGUCGUGUAUCUGACUAUAGGAGGGCGUGCUACUUUGGCAGCACCAGCAGUCCCAUGGAUCGGCUCCCUACUUCUCGCAUCCAGUGGGACAUUAGCCCCGUUACAUCUGUCACCAGCCUCAUUCCUGUACAGACCCCUCGCGAUUCCAGGUCACAGCAUCCUCACACAUGUAGGGAAGCCACAGAGGAUUCUCUUGCUGUUGAUUCAUCGCGCUCUCCCGUCACCCAGAACACCUCUCUCCCGAUGCUCUCCCCUGAUGUCACGUCUGAAACUCCUGUUCUGUGUCUAGAAACACCAGACAGAGCCAGAUCACUGAGUCCUCCGAGAGACUCAGAGAUCUGCUUGAAGUCCACGAAGAAGACACCAAAUGGAGGUAUUGCUCCAAGGUCCAGACAUUCAUAUGCUUAUGCAGGCACACAGCCCUGGGACUCAGCUGCCAAAAGCCCUUCAGUCACCAACGAGAGGCCUGAAAGUUCAGCUUCUGCAAUGUAUAAUCAGCCUGAGAGAACUGCAGAAGUAGACUGCACAUCCACAAGGGAUCCCAGUCCUUCUAGUUAUUCUACCUUACCCUAUGAGCAUCAUGGAGUAGGGGCAAAGGCCAAAGACGGAGAGAUUCAAGGCCAUGGUGACCGACGUAGUUCAGGGCUUUACUCUGAUUUAGAGAGAGAAGGCGUCCGAGCACGCUCCAGGAGAAGCGACAGAUGUCUUUUCUCUGAUAGUCCUAGCCCUAUCACAACCUUAACUCUCGUAGAAGAAGUUGAGAGUGACCAGUCUCAGUUUUCUGUCCCUAGAAUGUCAGACUCCUUGAAGGCCAAGCCUGCAGCCCCAUCUCCCAAAAUGUCCCCACUCCAGACAAGUGCAAUUCUUGAAUAUCUGAGCCUUCCUGGUUUCAUUGAAAUGAGUGUGGAUGAGCCUGUGGAAGAAGCUGAAGUCUCCGACACUACUGGUCAACGUUCACAACUACAGCCAGAAAAACCAAUGGUGGCUAAGCCAGAUGUCGUUCCUAAAAACUGGGAGGUUCAUUUUCAAGAAAACCGGGAAACUGAUUCGAACCAAGAGGAGGUUUGCCUUGAACAAACUCAUUCAGCAGGUGCUUCAGAAGCUACCAUCAAUGGUAGUAAAAAACAAGGCUAUAGACGUCUCCUCUAUGCGGAGCCGAGAGUACGAUUUCCUGAUGACAUGAGAUCAUCUUCACCCGGUCCGGAAAAAACUAGCAAGCAGCUAUAUGAUGAGAAAACAAAAAUUCGAGCUGGUAAUAAAAGUACAGACAGACCUGAAUCCCGACUUGCAUCCAGGUCAGCUCACACCUUGAUGAGUGCAGCUAAAGGCAUGGCAGAUAUAGUGUCAAAACACACACAGAGUAUUGUAGACAAUAGUGAGUUUUCAUCCAAGCUAUCCCAAAGACAAGCUUCUCAGGGCAGCAGGACUAAUAACAUUGCAUCCCGAAUAUCUCAAGCCCCGGUGCCAUUUUUAAAGAAAUCCUUAAGCAUAGGCCCCUGUAGAACUCUCUCAGGCAUGGGUCAGCCUCGUCCUUUCCUAAAGAAAUCCAUUAGCUUAGGCUCACAGAGGUGGGAGCACUUCGAGAGCCCAAGAGCAUAUAUUUCUGAGAAAUGCUACUGGGACGAGUUCCCACAUCCAGAUGUCAGAGUGAAGUCCUACAGUUUGGGUCGCAUGCCGUCUUCCCUACCUAGACCACACCCUUCCUGGAGGGAGUAUGUCCCAUUCAGGCGCCCCAGCAUGGAGAGCUUAGAGAGGCCUCAUCACGCACAAAGAUCUUUAGCUAGUCCUUCCUACCUCACUCCUUCUAUGUACCCACCCAGACCAACCUCAGUCUCCCCAAUGCUGGAACCCUGCGAUCCACGACGACAAGCCACUGUUUUCCCAGAGUCUGCCAGGUGGUCUCCCUCAUAUCAAGACACUCUGAGGUCUGCCCAGCACAAGUAUGUCCCCAUGCCCACCUCUAUCCCAGUCCCCCAGUACCAGCACUGGCCAGGACACAGAGGGGAAAGACCCAUGGACUACAGGAGAGGCCCUCCGAGGUCCUACCUGCCCAGGGGCAUUAGCUGGCCCUCGCCUUACUGUCCCCCCUUUCCACCCAGAGAGGGAGAAAGCUACAGACAGCCAGACAGGAUGAUGGGCAGGGGAGGGGAGACUGAGAUCCGAGAGGUCAGAGAGAUCAGGGAGGGGGGGAGGGCCAGUUAUGCCAGUCAGAGCAGCGGUAGAGGUAGUGCUGGUCUCUUCCGACAGUCCCUAUCCAUCACUCCCACGCUGCUCAGCUCCCCAGAAACCACAGAGGAAAAUGAGCAGCACAGAGCUGAGAUGGAGCUGCCUGAGAGGAGAGCGAAAAGAAGGAACACAUCAGUAGAUGAGAGUUAUGAGUGGGACUCUGCUGAUGCCUGCGUGGACUCGGAGGUCCUGGAGGCCACAAAGUUUGAUCAGUCGCAAACAGGUUUGCGGACAGGCAGGGGGGAACUGAGAUAUGAUCAAGCUGGUGGCCUUCAGGAUCAGCGACACAAAGGCCCGUCUCCCUCAGUCAGCCCACCAGUUUUCAACCCGCCUCGCUGCCAGUACAGUCGCUCCCUAAGUGAGGCGCGUUUCAAUGCUCUGCGCCUGGAGUACCAGGAGUACAGGCGGGCUCAGGAGUCCCGUGAGCCCUGCCUCACCCCUGGCCACGAAUCAGACUCUGACUCCAACUCAGCGGUGCUCUAGCAGUUUAAAUCGGUACAUCUCCGACCAAAACCAAAUAGCAGUUUUAAUGAACAGAAAACAGCACUGUGGUCCUGGACUCUGUCACAUCUCACUGGAGAACUCAUUGUUGAAAGUUUUCAUCCUUAAAAAGACAGCACUACUGCAUGUCAUCAAAUGUGACACUGAAACUCUGUAGUUUUAUUCUUUUUCUUGUACUUAUUCCACUGUGCUUUGCAUAUUGAAGCUGAGAAGGACUUAUUUAUUUUUCCAAGAAUCUUGUGCAGCUGUAUUUUGGGAUUUUUUUAAAACCUUGACAAUCAGGCACAAAGCUAUGAAAUGUUCAUGGAGACUAAGAAAGAUUUACAGUGUGAGAGUUGAGAAAGAUCUGCUUUAUGAAAGCGGCAGUGUGCUACAUAAUAAAGGUUGUAUUACAGAUUAAGGUGUAGUGCAUCCAAGACGCUAAUGACAAUUAUGUAGUUCUGUUUCAAGAUAACAUCUGCCUGUGGAAGUCUAAGUAAUGUUGCCUGUGAUGCCAAUCAAACAGUGCUCGAAGCAUUUUCACUACCAUCUGACUUUUAAAAUGAAAGAAAUACUCCAAUAAUAAUAGUACGUAAAGAUCGCAGCUCCGAUGAUCUGAUGGUAAACCUCCCUGCAGUUCAUGUUACCCAACUUUCAUAUUUAAAACAUGUUCACCUGCUGCUUGCCUGAAAUCAUUCCCCACAUAUUGUCUGUCCCAGUAACAUCCCCCUGUUGAGACUUUAUUAAUCAGCCUCCCAGUAUUUGUUCAAAGUGUACAAAUGUUUAUAUAUAGUUUAAUGUGAAUGAAUCCUGCCGUUGUAUUGUAUAUUCAUCAUCCCUUCAUCGUUUCAUCAGAUGAGAAAAUGCUACUUUACUCCACCUGGAUCAGUCAAACUUUACCUCUGUGACUAAAUACUGUAAAACUUGAUAAGAAACACAGGGAAAAUUAUUUUUGCCUUAUUUUUAUAAAUGUCGUGAGGACGCAUGGAGGGGUCGACUGACGAGCUGUAGUCAAACAAAAAUGACCAGAAGACAAAAUAUGACUGAUCACUUGUACCUUUUUUUUUACUCACACAGUGAUUUUUUUUUUUUUGUAUAUUUAUUGAGAUGAGUUACGAUAUGCAACAAUGUUUACAAUUCACAUCGCUGGUGUGAAGGCAACACUGUGAAUAUUUCAUCGACUUCUGAUUCUGUAUUUGAAUUACGAGUCUGUUGUUAUGAAUUUUGUGCCCAUUAGCCUACAUGUUUUGUUUUUUACUGAAAUAUGACAGAAGCUGUUUUUGUACGUCACCUGACAAACAGAGAUUUAAAGACUAUCUUUGUAGCUAUACUUUGGAAAGAGUCAACAUUUGUAUUAUAUUUACUUAAAUAACCCAGAUGAAAAUCCUCGUGUGGAGUGAGUAUGCAUUUCUGACGAUGGCUUUGGAAGCUUUGUACAAACUGGAAAUUUUUAUAUCUUGCCACCUGGUUGUUUAUGUCAUUUUUAUAUGUUUGUAAUGAAUAAAUUGUUUUAUUCUGAA
Molecule: messenger RNA, 8204 nt
Organism: Amphiprion ocellaris (clown anemonefish)
Lineage: Eukaryota; Metazoa; Chordata; Actinopteri; Pomacentridae
Gene: igsf9b
Product: immunoglobulin superfamily, member 9b
Exons: 22
Coding region: 625-6687 (2020 amino acids)
Biological process (GO): cell-cell adhesion
Molecular function (GO): protein binding
Source: RefSeq, a predicted model, not a curated record